AUGCUGGGCUCUCUCCUUUUCGGCCUCCCUCUGGCCCUCUUUGCCACCUUUUCCCAGGCAGACAUAACCAAAGACCACGAUGAUCGCCUCCAGACGGCCGUCAUUCUCGACACGCCCACCACCGGUGCCAGCACCACACCCGAGGGCCGCGCCUUUCUCAAGCUCGCCCGCCUCGACGGCACCACGGGCUCGCAGAUCGUCGAGGUCAAGGGCAACUUCUCGCUCGCACCGUACCCCGAUGAGGCAUGGAAUUCAUGGAAUGCCACUACCGAUAGUCUUGCCGACUCGGAGACCAAGUAUGUCUCGGCCAACUCUCAGCGUGUUGGUCCUGAUGGCAGGCUAUGGGUUGUAGACAGUGGGUCUCUCGAAAAGUUCGCCAACUCGUCCAAGUUGAUCUCAUUCAAUUUGACAACCAACGAGGUAGACCGUGUUUACUACCUCGGAAACGUCACCACCACGGACGGUUCCCUUAACGACGUGCGCUUCAACGGCAAAUAUGCCUACCUGACUGAGUAUACUAUUGGCUCUAUCAUUGUGCUAGAUCUCGAAACAGGCUAUGCACGCAUGGUACUCCGCGAGCACAAGUCAACGGUAGCUCUGUUACCCCUGUCAGCCGAGGGCCACCUCCUGCGCGAUGUCGCGACGGGUGAGUAUGAUUAUACCAAUGCUGACCAGCUCGAGGUGUCGCCUGAUGGCAAAUAUUUCUAUUACCAGCCGGGCAUCGGGUACAUGUGGCGCAUUGAAACCAAAUAUCUCAAUGAGGCUCUGCACAACGACACCAUGGCCGAUCUGCUGCCCAACUACGUCGAGCCCUUUGCGCUGACCCCUUCUACUGGUGGCACAGCUAUUGACGCCGAGGGUACUAUAUACUACAGUGACGGCGACCGCCAGGAGAUCCGCACCCUUGCGCCGAAUGGGACAACUACGUUGUUGGUGCGCGAUUCUAGGCUGUUGUGGGUGGACGCCAUGUGGAUCGACACUCAGCAGCGCCUUUGGAUGUGUGCCUCGCAGCUGAACCGUGGUACUCGCUUCAUUCAGCCGGAUAACCAGACCAUGACGAUCGAGAAGCCCAUCUAUGUAUACACUAUCGAGACCGGCCACAACCCGUCUCCUUUGGACCAUGCUUAG
Molecule: messenger RNA, 1128 nt
Organism: Talaromyces rugulosus
Lineage: Eukaryota; Fungi; Ascomycota; Eurotiomycetes; Eurotiales; Trichocomaceae
Exons: 1
Coding region: 1-1128 (375 amino acids)
Source: RefSeq, a predicted model, not a curated record